UGUUGAUCAAGGAAGCUGCUCUGGACAAGAGUAGACGAAGAAGAAUUUUACCCUGCCAUACCAAACAUGUCAGAACCAAAGAAGCGAAAGUUAGAAAGUGAGCAUCACUGCUCCCACUGAGUGCAAUGCCGUUCCUAAUUUAGCGGUGAUAAUGGAUGCAGGAGGAGAGGAGGACCAACAUUUUCUUUCAUCAAGUGAAAAAUCAUUUGAGUACAGUGAGAUUGCCGAUGCAGACGAAGAGGGUCUCUUCAACCAUUCGGACACGCUCACAAACAGACAGCGUGGAAAUGAAGUUAAUGUGCGGCCGGCGAAAUUAGACUCUCUGUCCAUACAUCAGUUGGCUGCCCAGGGUGAGGUCUUACAAGUAGCAGUACAACUAAGUAAAGAUAUCUCACUCCUGAGCAAACAAGACGAACGGGGCUUCACACCACUUAUGUGGGCAGCGGCGUUUGGAGAGAAAACAGUGGUGGACCUACUCUUGGAAAAGGGCGCGGACCCUGAAGUAGUUGCGAGGGACCGUGAAAGUGCGCUGACACUGGCUAGUUCCGGAGGCUACGUGGACAUCAUCGAGGCGCUCCUCAGACGUGGGGUUGAUGUCAACACCUAUGACUGGAAUGGAGGAACUCCGCUUCUGUAUGCCGUUCGAGGAAAUCACGUUAAAUGCGUCGAGGCGCUCUUGGCCAAAGGAGCCGACAUGACCACAGAGUCCGAUUCUGGUUACAGCGCAAUGGCCUUGGCUGUUGCCCUCGGAUACAAAAAGAUUCAGAAGGUUUUGGAGGACCAUAUUCUAAGACUCUACAAGCCAGCAUGCCGAUAAAUUACAGUGACACUGAGAGACUCCUUUUCUUUGUUUUUAUCCAAGGCAGUAUAAUGAACAAAAAUAUUUUUUUUGCCAACUGUGAAGCAAGAUUAUUUAGUUUGGCUGUAGAGCAGCAAGAAUGGAUAUAAACAACUUGAAAUAAACGUAUUUUUUUAUGCUGUG
Messenger RNA from Syngnathus typhle (broad-nosed pipefish), 982 nucleotides. It is a transcript of the gene rfxank, whose product is annotated as regulatory factor X-associated ankyrin-containing protein. The transcript is spliced from 9 exons. The record is from RefSeq and is a predicted model, not a curated record. Gene Ontology annotation, cellular component: nucleus. Lineage: Eukaryota; Metazoa; Chordata; Actinopteri; Syngnathiformes; Syngnathidae. Gene Ontology annotation, molecular function: protein binding. Gene Ontology annotation, biological process: regulation of transcription by RNA polymerase II. Bases 152 to 817 code for a protein of 221 amino acids.